Messenger RNA from Perkinsus marinus ATCC 50983, 1766 nucleotides. RefSeq lists its product as hypothetical. Bases 10 to 1059 code for a protein of 349 amino acids. The record is from RefSeq and is a predicted model, not a curated record. The transcript is spliced from 8 exons. NCBI's taxonomy places the organism in Eukaryota, Perkinsozoa, Perkinsida, Perkinsidae.
UAAUCAACAAUGUCUGAAAUUUCUAAGAUGGCCUUCCCUCCGUCAUCGUUAUCACAAUCUGUCGCCGAACCUGCCGCGCCCGAGCAGAGGGAUAGCCUAUAUGCCAGCCGCAUGGUUGCCUCCGACUGCCCCUCUAUUAAUUUGUCUAAACAAUCACAGGCUCGCAAUCCUGCUACAACUCGAGCAGUAGGUUCUGAUGGCAAUCAGAAUGAGCUUGAUCGAAGGUCAUCAUGUCGUUCGUUGCCGGAGACGGCUGUGAUAUUCGACUGGGAUGAUACUCUUCUGCCAUCUUCUUUUGUAACAAAUCCAAGAGAACCAUUUGCUGAAAAAUUAGCAGCCGCGCGUCUUCUUCAAACACAAGUUCUGAAGUUAUUGGGACGAGCCCUCUCGUUAUCCCAUCGUUAUGUGUUUAUUCUAACCAGCAGUGGGCCUGGCUGGGUACAGCAAUCUUGUAUGUUGUAUUACCCGCAAGUGCUCCCUUUGCUAUCUAAGGUCACUAUUGUGCAUGCUGACGAGUUCUGUCGGGAGUUCGCCAUGGUAAACCUGCAAUUUCGUCAGUAUUGCAAUUCUGGGUAUUGUCGAUCACCGAAGCUCGCUUCAGUUUUAGCGAUACUUCCCGCGUUGCAACCAGAGCCCCAAAGAGUGGUGCUUAUUGGUGAUCAAUAUGCGGACGUGUCUAUCGCUGAGGCUCUACGCCAACGUGGUGGGGAUAUCAGAACAUGCCUAUUCGCAGUGGAACCAACAGCAAGAGAGCUUGGGCGUGAGCUGGAGUGGCUGUUGGAUGGAGACAUGUUCGGUCGUUUAUGUGUUGACAACGAGCUAAGGCAACGCAACUUCGCUUUGAAGCGGAGUAGUGGAACUAGCGAGCGUUCGACGGAAGACGGAGGCUCUGAACGGUCGUCCUCUUUCAGCAGUGAGACUGAUCAUCUUGGCGAGGAUCCCUCUAUGGGGUGCGACGCGCUCAAGAGAGAGGCGGAGCACAUCGAUGAGGAGAAAUCAAGGAGAUGUGUCAGUACUGGCGUCACUGAGGAGGUUCAUCGUGGGGAGGAUCUACCUUGAGAAGAUUAGGUAGUACCAAUGAUAGAAAUCUCUUCGCGGCGGUGACCAUGAAGGAGAUGUCGCUUUUGAAUAUCUAUUGACCACUAUCACAUAUCCAGACCAUUUGCUCAAGGUCUAUCAUUGAUGUCAUUAUCUAUCGUAAACUACUACUCUGAGAGAUGAUAUUUGCUGAACUAGGAUCACAGUACAUUAUGAGUGAAGUUGAUGUUGUUCAGCACAUCUAUUCAGUAGUCGUCAAUUCGGCUGCACACUAGUUAUCAUUGCAGCACUUUUUGGUAUAUAUAUUCCCGAUGUUUAUAAGUCUGCGUUGAGGUUGGGCUCGUCUAGAGGGCGCUCCCCAUCGUUUUUGUGUCUAUACUAUUAUUCUUCGGCACGGUGAACUCGAUUCAUCGUAGCAUAUGCAUCUGGGGUAUCAAUUUAGCGUUAACCUUUUCCUGGUAGUCUUCUUGUAGCUUGAUGGGGUAGUAGUUGAAAUAGUCGGGCAUUUGCGGGGCCUGGCAAAAGUUAACUCGCACUUCACAGCCAGCUUUUUUAUAGUCAUGAUUGGUGACCAUGAUCCUAGGAGUGAUCCCGCAAGGUUGCGGCACCUGUUGUUGAGUGCUCGCCGUCGUUCGUUCGCCUCUAGUAUUACGAAGUAUCGCUUGAUGAGGUAUCUCUCGGGCUCGCGGAUGGUUGGAUCUAUGCCGAAGUCGGCACUCGGUACAUUG